Molecule: messenger RNA, 2248 nt
Organism: Ochlerotatus camptorhynchus
Lineage: Eukaryota; Metazoa; Arthropoda; Insecta; Diptera; Culicidae
Exons: 5
Coding region: 1-1125 (374 amino acids)
Biological process (GO): sensory perception of taste; chemosensory behavior; male courtship behavior
Cellular component (GO): neuronal cell body; dendrite; membrane
Molecular function (GO): sweet taste receptor activity
Source: RefSeq, a predicted model, not a curated record
AUGGAUAAACACUUCAUUCACACCCAUUGGAGUUUGUUCCUCAUUUUUUCUAGUGUUGGACUUUUACCACUUUCUCUCGAUAAACAUUCUUUUCAUGUAAAAGAAAGCAUUGGAAAGAUUCUGUACUGGGUUGCUAUCUUCAUAGUAAUCAAUUCAAUUUGUUUCUAUCAGUUCAGAUAUCACAGUUUGACAGGUAAUUGGAACGGGUUAGUAGUCAAAUUCUCGGAAUGGUGUGUACUAAUACUGAUAGUAACGGAUUUAAGUUGUACACUAAUCCAAGCCUUGUUAAGCCGACACACUCAUAAACUUCUCCUUAACGACAUGGAUAUCACCGAUUUUAUCAUCUACAAUAAAUAUACAAUACAACGCACUGAUCGAAAGGUCAAACAUUACACUAUGCUAAAACUGUUAUUUCUGGAAGGAAUCUGGUUGAUCCUGAGUAUACUCAAGUUUUUAAACCUCAAAGACCAAAUGGUUAUGAUACAAGAAACGCUCAUGUCAAUACCAAUUUGUUGGCUUACAAACGUGAGAUUGGUUAUGCAAACAUUUUACAUCGACCUGAUAACCGAAAGAUUAACGACCAUAAACGGGGAACUGGAACUUUUUGGAAACAUAAAUAUUGAUCCUAAAUUUACAAAAAUAGACCAACACAACUAUAGGGAAGCUGUGGUAAAGGUUCAAGACACAUAUACAAGGAUAUGGAAAUGUUUUAUGAUAAUUAAUGGAAUAUUUGGAUGGUCAACGGUCUUACUAGUUAUGAAACAAUUUGUAUUACUUAUUGCUACAAGCUUCUGGUGUAUCAACAGACAGAAAAGUAUCAAUGAUGAUGGGAGUACCUAUCUCGAAUCAUGCACGGUUAUAAUAUACAUCGUUAGUAGCCUUUCUUUUCUGUGUCAUUCUGCAGCAACUUGCAAGAAAGAGGCAUCAAAAACAGCCGAAGCUCUAUUGAAGCCAGAAUAUAACUAUGAAGAUUUGGAUAUUCGCGAUUUUCUAGCUCAAAUGCAACAUCAGCCAUUCAUUACGACGGCGAAUGGAUUCUUCGAUAUUGAUUAUGGUUUGCUCGGAUCGACGCUAGCAACUACCGUCACUUAUAUAGUGAUAAUGCUUCAACUCGAGGAAAAUUGAAUUUGCCGCAAGCUAGACAUACCUUUCAUUACUCAUCGACCGAUAAACCAUCGCGGCGACGACGGUGGAUUUCCGUUGUAUCGCUAAGUGUGUGCUAGAAUGUGUCUCUCUUACAUAAAACAAAUAUGCACAGCUGAUCCGACUUGGUACUUGACCAGCCAGUAGAAACCACCCACCCAAACAACACCCCGUCGAUGCGGGCUUGCUCCAGACACAAUCAGUUGUUUACAAGCUUUCCCCUGCAAUAAGCACGACACUGUUCAACAAACACAAAAUGACACGGUUUUUUGAAAAGUUUACGUUAUUCUGUGUGAUAACUGUGAUAACCGCACUGUCGCUUAUAAUCGUUACAAGUGUGCAGUUGGCUUACGAACCAGAAGUUGUGAUAAAUCGUGAUAACGAAAAGAUCUUGGAUGCAUUUAAAAUAAUACGCCAAAGAUCAAGUUGGACUAAUAGCAACUGUAGUGAAAAAUGCAUACACAAUACAAGUGCAAAGCUCUACAUUUUAGUGCAAUCACCUAAGGUGAACAAGAAAUUUCGUCAAGCAAUAAGAGAAACAUGGGCAUACAGAAGCAGCCCUGACGUGCAAAUAAAAUUUGCAUUAACAAAGUCACCGAGCCGGUUAAAUGAUCAGGAAAGUUUCAUACACCGCCACCUUAAGCGAUUCUAUCAUCAUUGUGUUCCGGGAGACUAUCUACUAAUUACUAGCGAUCUGUUCUUUAUCAAUACACCUCAAAUUAUAACGGCCAUAAAUCAACGAUUGCCUCAACGACACACUACAAUAUGCGCAAAAGCAAACCACAACGUUGAGAACACGGCAAAAUAUCUAGGGCAGUGUGACGUUCAAAUGCCAAUCCUCUUUUCAAAAGACACGGUUUAUGAACUAUUAGAUUCAAAUCUUCGGAACUCUUCAGCGAGCAGUAUUCGGUUUGGUGAACAUUUAUAUCUCACUCCGAACGAAACAAUGCGGAUCAUUAGCGGUACGAUAGAUGGCAGCAAUUUGUUGUUCUUUUUCUCCGGUAGGCUAAGGAGUGCAUCUGAUAUCAGCCUACUGUGGAUGGCAUCGAGAGAUUACAGAGCCAUAGAAUCAUGAUUAGUGAAUAAAGUAAGCAAUGCACUCAGA